UUACUAAUAUUGGUUUCUUUCUAGGUUUUGAAUUUGUGGUUAACAAAACAAAAUGGUUGUGCAUGAUUUUUUACUUUUAUUCUUCAAAAAAAGAAAUGUUCAUAUAAUAGUUUGAGCAGUUCUAUAAAGAUGUUUUAUGAGAUGUAUUCAGCAGCAUUUUCUCUCAUUUUUCGUUUGAGCCAUGAGUGCGUCACAAAGCUAAAUAAAAGGAUUUUGAAAAACUGAAUAAACUGAAAAUACAAAUUGAAAUUUCCUGUUAAAUACAAUCUAAGAAGACAACACUCUUCACAAUCUAUUACCCUGGAAACACCAUCCUCUAGCAGUCAACAUCAACUACAAUCGGAUAUGGAAAUGGAAAUACAAAUAAAAUUAGAAUCAGAUAAAUCAUCUAUAGAUUUAGAAAUGUUUGGUUCAUAUUCCUCGGAUACUUCGCUGCAAAGUGAACCAAAUAAUACAAACGCCCAAGAACCUUCCACUUCAUCAAGCGGUCUAAUAACAUCAAAUCCUACUGCCUUAAUUGCCCUACAACAGCUGGCCUCCAUAUCAUCGGCUCAGUGUAUGGAACGUUUAGUGCCCAGUUUACCCAAAGAUCUAUUGGCCCAAAAUGAAUCAUUAUUGUAUGGUGGUCGCAAGAAAUUACCACGUCAAAGUACAAAACGUAUGUCGCAAUAUGAGACAAAUCGUUGUCCGCUCUGUUCGCGGGUCUAUCGUUCACAGGCAUUUCUCAAUGAGCACAUGCGCAAGGAACAUUCAAUAUUAAUAUAAAUCUUUUGAACAAAAAAAAAUGGAAUUGAAUGCAAAGAAACACAGGCAAGAUUAGUUUUUAAGAAUUGAGCCUAUUAACUAUAGUUUUUUUAUAUACAUACAUAAUAUAUAUUUGUAAUUCAUGCAUAAAUCUAUGCAAACAUUUUUAUUAGAAAUAGCAAAUAAUUUAAAUACAAUCUACAAUAGAUUUUUAAACAUCUUUAAAAACAAAAUCAUCAAUAUUUAGUUACCAAGUGAAAACUUUACAACUAGUUAUAUACUAAAAGAUUAUGGUCCAUAUAGUGAAAAUUUAGAUUUACCUAAUAAAAAAAACCCUUAAAAACUUGAAUUUAACUGAAAUAUUCACGUAGAAAAACAAAUUUGAAAACUACUGAAAUACGUGCUGGAAAUUGAGCCCCUAAAAGUUUGACUGACAACAAUUCCAACAACAACCUAUCAGCAAGUAAUAAGGAAUCCAUUCAGUUUUUCACAUCUCCAUAUCGGUAUAGACUAGACUAUAGACUAAACAAUAGACUAGACAAAAGACUAGACUAUAGGCUAGUUUAUAGACUAAAUUAUAGACUAGACUGUAGACUAGACUAUAAACUA
Lucilia cuprina (Australian sheep blowfly) is the source of this 1353-nucleotide messenger RNA. RefSeq lists its product as uncharacterized. The transcript has 2 exons. Lineage: Eukaryota; Metazoa; Arthropoda; Insecta; Diptera; Calliphoridae. Bases 346 to 765 code for a protein of 139 amino acids. The record is from RefSeq and is a predicted model, not a curated record.